AAUUCCAUCGCGACAAUUUCUUGCCUGCACGCAAGCCAGCCAGCCACUCCGAAGCGAAGUCUUGCUAGGGUUUGGGUUGGGGGGAAUCUGACGCGAGAGCGGGAGCGAAGGGGGAGGAGAAGAUGAUCGAGGUGGUGCUGAACGACCGCCUGGGGAAGAAGGUGCGGGUGAAGUGCAACGAGGACGACACCAUCGGCGACCUCAAGAAGCUGGUGGCGGCGCAGACGGGGACGCGCCCCGAGAAGAUCCGCAUCCAGAAGUGGUACAACAUCUACAAGGACCACAUCACCCUCAAGGACUACGAGAUCCACGACGGGAUGGGGCUCGAGCUCUACUACAACUAGGCGCCCUGACCCACCCCGACCGUGCUGCGUGCCCCCCUACUGCUGUGAGGUUAAUCUGAAUUUUUCUGAAGCCAUGGGUGCACUUCCAGUCGCAGUGUCUUUAGCUAAUGAGCUCACAUACAUAUAGGCAACUUGAGUGAGCUAUGUAGUACAUACAUGGUUGUUGCAAGUUACCAAUGACUAUUGACAGCCUUGCAUAUAUUGUCAUGUGACAAGGAUGAACCUGCAAAAUUAGUGUGCUGCUACUCGCAGACCUUACCUUAAAUAACACAGGUUGGUCGUGAUAAUCACGGUCCUGUGCUUCUGUUAUGUGAUAAUGUGAAAUAUACUUGGCCAUGUUUGGAUGUU
Molecule: messenger RNA, 692 nt
Organism: Sorghum bicolor (sorghum)
Lineage: Eukaryota; Viridiplantae; Streptophyta; Magnoliopsida; Poales; Poaceae
Product: ubiquitin-like protein 5
Exons: 2
Coding region: 123-344 (73 amino acids)
Biological process (GO): protein modification process; mRNA splicing, via spliceosome
Cellular component (GO): nucleus; cytoplasm
Molecular function (GO): protein tag activity; protein binding
Source: RefSeq, a predicted model, not a curated record